This is a messenger RNA of Bufo gargarizans (Asiatic toad), 7373 nucleotides long. RefSeq names its product lysine acetyltransferase 6B (gene KAT6B). Gene Ontology annotation, molecular function: histone acetyltransferase activity; DNA binding. The record is from RefSeq and is a predicted model, not a curated record. The transcript has 16 exons. Gene Ontology annotation, biological process: nucleosome assembly; regulation of DNA-templated transcription. Lineage: Eukaryota; Metazoa; Chordata; Amphibia; Anura; Bufonidae. Gene Ontology annotation, cellular component: nucleosome; MOZ/MORF histone acetyltransferase complex. The coding region runs from base 203 to 6223 and encodes 2006 amino acids.
AUUUUAUGACGUGGAUUUACUGUGUUCCAACUGUUCCUUUUGAUCCGAGCCCCAUUAGAUGGCUUUUUGCUGUGAAGAUGAAUGUGUAUGAGCUGUUGCUGAAUACAACCUAGGUCACAUUGGAUUAUUUGCUAUCUGUUUGCAGUGGUGCACAGAUGACCUCUAUGGGCAGCGCCUGGCUUUUGGAUCUACAUUUUUAACCAUGGUAAAACUUGCGAACCCUCUGUACACGGAGUGGAUUUUGGAGGCCAUACAAAAGGUAAAAAGGCAAAAGCAACGUCCAUCAGAGGAACGGAUUUGUCAUGCUGUGUGUGCUUCUCAUGGGCUUGAUAAAACACUGGUCUUUGAGCAGCUGGAACUCAGUGUACAGGAUGGGUCUGUACUUAAAGUACUUAAUAAAGGUGUUCCCUCUUACAAGGACCCAGAAAACCCUGGACGCUUUACAACCACCAUAGCUAGUCUUUUGCUGAAACCAGUCAAAGGGCAACAACGGUCAGUCGGUGCAGACUUGCGAAGUGUGGAUUGGAAUAAGCUCCUUCGUAGGGCAGUCGAAGAACUGCACGAGUCUAAUGGUUCCUCACUCAAGAAUAUUGAGAAGUAUUUGCGUAACCAGAAUGACUUGACUGGAAUUGUUGCAAACUCUAUUUUCCAGAGACGCUUGCGUCUUGCAGUUAAAAGGGCUGUUAAUAGUGGAAGGCUGCUAAAAGAUGGUCCACAGUAUAGGAUUAACUAUGGAGGAUUGGAAAGAAAAGAUUCAUCUCGAUACUGCAGUACUACCACCUCCUUGCUCCCACCAGUUUGCCUUCUCCCUCAUGAAAAGGACCAGCCUCGAGCUGAUCCCAUUCCCAUCUGUAGUUUUUGCCUUGGUACCAAGGAAUCCAAUCGAGAUAAAAAGCCAGAAGAGCUCAUAUCAUGUGCAGACUGUGGUAGCAGUGGUCAUCCAUCAUGUCUAAAGUUCUGCCCGGAGCUCACAUCCAAUGUAAAAGCUUUGAGGUGGCAGUGCAUCGAAUGCAAAACCUGCAGUGCCUGUAGGAUUCAGGGGAAAAAUGCAGAUAAUAUGCUUUUCUGCGACUCUUGUGAUAGAGGAUUCCACAUGGAGUGCUGUGACCCACCGCUGGCACGAAUGCCAAAAGGAAUGUGGAUUUGUCAGGUUUGCCAGCCAAAAAAGAAGGGACGUAAGAUCCUCCAAGAAAAAGCUGCUCAAAUCAAGAGGCGAUAUGCUAAACCAGUGGGACGACCAAAAAGAAAACUAAAACAACGAAUGUUGUGUAUUUCCAAUGAAGAAGUUCCUCUGAUUUCUUUCCCAGGAAGAGGGCCAUCUGGUAGGAGUCAAAAAACUAAAAUGUGUACCACCACACUGCCAUCUGGUCAUGCUGCAUCUGUGAAGGACCCCAUCUGCAGCCUUGCUGCAACUGACAGCACUAGACCCGGCCCCCAUUCCAUCAGCUCCACCUUCACUUCCACCUGCUCCCCCCUGAAAGUUAAUGAGAAAACGAAAGGGCUAAUUGAUGGCCUCACUAAGUUUUUCACUCCAUCACAUGAUGGACGCAGAUUUCGCAGACGAAUUGUAGACUUGUCUGUGCACUACAGACCUAGAAAAAAAACUAAUGAUACUGAGGCUUCACAUAAGUUAAACUGUUCCCCUCAGCCUUCACAACCAGCUCCUUCUCCUCUUUUACAUAUCACCUCCAUGCCAGGUAAUAGCCCAGGCUCACAGAAAUCCAGCAAUUCUACCACUUCUAAUUCCCCACAGAGUUCAUCAAGCCACUCCAGUGCACCUUCACUCAGAAGCCUCCCCAGUAACAGUCAUCUGAAGGGGCUCUUUGAUGGACUGUCCCACAUCUAUGCAACCCAGGGGCAGCCACGCCAAAAAAGCCAUCCAAGCUAUGCACCUCCAAAACGUAUUCGCCGCAAAGGCAGACUCUACCCUUCAACCCACUAUUUUGGCAAGAGGGAAACUAGGAGUAGACUUCUUCUCCCACACUCUAACCAGUCUGGCUGGGCAGUAUCCCGGUGUCAAGCUUUAAGAGUAUUUGCCCAGUUCAAGCGUUCAUCAUUCCUUAUCAAGCACAGGACACUAGGCAGGUUAAAGUAUAAAGCAGGAACCAUAGGGGCAAGAGACAUUGCAACAGAAAAGAUCAGUCUGGCAGACAACAAGACUAAGUCCACCCAGGAUGAUGAUACUGACCUGAGGAUGACUAUUAAACAACAGAUAUGGGAUAUGAUUUGCUUUCCAAAAAGGCCUGACUUUGUCACCCAGGAAGAUGUUGACACAUUCAGACAGGCUUUUGAACUGUCUUUCGAGAAAAUGGGAUGCAAAGCUCUGGGUGACCAUACUGGCCGAUAUCCCUCAGUCAUUGAAUUUGGAAAAUAUGAAAUUCAGACAUGGUAUUCCUCACCUUACCCACAGGAAUAUGCAAGAUUACCUAAGCUUUACCUGUGUGAGUUCUGUCUGAAGUAUAUGAAAAGUAAGACUAUCCUCUUGCGACACUUAAAGAAGUGUGGCUGGUUCCACCCGCCUGCCAGUGAAAUCUAUCGGAAAGAUGACCUUUCUGUAUUUGAAGUGGAUGGGAACAUCAGCAAAAUCUAUUGCCAAAAUUUAUGUUUGCUAGCCAAGCUCUUUCUGGACCACAAAACACUCUAUUAUGAUGUUGAGCCUUUCCUUUUUUAUGUCCUCACCAAAAAUGACAAGAAGGGUUGUCAUUUAGUUGGAUACUUCUCAAAGGAGAAACUUUGCCAGCAGAAAUACAAUGUGUCGUGUAUUAUGAUAUUGCCUCAGUACCAGCGCCAGGGAUUUGGAAGGUUCCUUAUUGACUUUAGUUACUUGUUAUCACGAUGUGAGGGGCAAGCAGGCUCUCCUGAGAAACCCUUAUCAGACUUAGGACGCCUAUCCUAUCUGGCUUACUGGAAGAGUGUCAUAAUAGAUUAUUUUUGUACUCAUCAUGAGAAGCAGAUAAGUGUGAAAGGUCUAAGUCAGGCGACAGGAAUGUGUCCACAUGACAUCGCAACUACGCUGCAGCAUCUCAACAUGAUAGACAAAAGAGGAGACAGCUUUGUUAUUAUCAGACGGGAUAAACUCAUGGAUAAUUGCAUGGUAAAAUUAAAGUCUCAACCUCGGAUAAAUGAGGUGGAUCCAGAUUGUCUCAGGUGGACACCAGUCAUCUCACCAAAUACUGCUGUGUCUGAAGAAGAGCAGGAGGUGGAAAAGGAGACAGAACUUAUGGAACAGGAAUACUGUGACAAGAGAAAUUACCAGCACUUGAACUCCCCUGAAAGUGACCCCAAGCGGUCACCAUCCACGGAAGUUGCUGCAGCCACAUGUCCUGUUCUUACAAGUGCUACCUCAUUAGCCCCUGCUGAGGUGAACCUCACAGAGAAAAGUAAAGAAAGCAGUGAGAAAGAACACGAGGAACGUGCCGAAUCCACCCCACCAAUACUGACCAAAUCCCAGACACUCGCAAUGAAGAGAAAGAAAGCCUUUGCAUUAAGGAGAAGGCGUGGACGAAAACGUCGGAGACAAAAUAGCAGUGUUACUACAGAAACAAUCUCUGAGACCACUGAAGUCCUAAAUGAGCCAUUUGAGGAUUCUGAUGAAUCCUGCACUGAGCCACAGGAAUACUACAUGGAGCAAAAAAGUGAUGCCAGAAGAGGCACCCAAGAAGAACAUGCAGCUAACAGAACCACAGAGUUACCACGCAGGCGAGAAGAGACUAAUACAAGUCAUGUAGGAGACGUUUCGCCAAAUAAGGUAAAAAAACAUAAUGCCCUAGAAAAGGCUCUGGAUCCAUCUCCAAGAAAGCAGAGCUGGCCUAUAGGGUUGAAGAGAGGGCCUGCUAAGAGAAGAUGUAAUGUGGACCGAAAGUCUGGAUUUAAACUCAACUUGUACACUCCUCCAGAGACUCCCAUGGAACCAGACUAUCAGGCUCAGAUUGAAGAACCAAAAGUUGAAGAGGAAAGGGAAGUAAAUGAAGAUGAAAAGGAUCUACAUCAGGAAGAUAUUGUGCAGGCCACUGAAGAAAUUCAAGCACCUGUUGAAGGACCUGUGAAUUCUGUGAUAGAACUACCAAGUCCAUGUAGCACAAAUCUGGAAAAGGAAGAAAAGAAAGAAGAUGAAGCUAUGCAGCUUGAAGAGAGUGAAAAUGGUAAAGUAGAUGAGGCAAUGCAGGAGGUUAAUGAGAGGACAGAUGGCAGCUUGAAAAAGGAGAAAAAAGAUGUGCAAGAAGAAAGAGGGAAGGCAGACAAUGCGUUGGAAAGUAUAAACUCCUCAGUAACAGAGCAACCUUGUGAGCUUGCACUACCAAAUGAGGAGGAGGAAGAUGAAGAAGACCAGUGUAAUAAUGAAGAUCAUGAUGCUGAUGAUGAAGAUGAGAGCCAUAUCAAUACCUCAAAGAAAGAGAUACCAGUUCAACCUUUUCAGGAGACUUUAGGGCAUCAGGAGAGGUUUUUAGAAUUAGGUAUAGCAAACACUGCAUCUCAGCCAGAUAUUUUGAGCAACAUUUGUGAUGAAAUAAUUGAAGUAAAGCAACCUGUACAGCCAUUAAAUGGACAGCUAACUGAAACAGAGGAGCCAGUCAUUGUUCCAUGUGAAACAUCCCAAGUGGGAUUAGCAUCAGACCUAACUGGUGAUGCUGGCGAUGGAUUAGACAUUGAGUCAGAAACUGUACAAGCUGUUCAAUCUCUAACCCGUGAAAGUGAGGAGCAAGAUGAUGCCUAUAGAAGUUGUUCUGAAGCACAAGAAACCUGUCAUAAUCUUCAAAGUUAUGCCCAGAGUCCAACUGUUGUUACAGAAGACUGCCAUCAGUCUGACCAUAGUAGCCCAGUGUCCCCUGUUCACUCACAUCCUAGUCACUCUUUCAGGUCCGCAAACAGCCCCAGUGCACGUUCUCUGGAAAGUAAUUUUGCUCAGAUAAACCCUGAGCAGACAGCCAUAUCUGUUCCUUCAUUACAGAACAUUGAAACUAGCCCCAUUAUGGAUGUGUCAUCUGUGUCUGAUCAUUCACAACAGGUUGUGGAUAGUGGGUUCAGUGACUUGGGUAGUAUUGAGAGUACUACAGAGAACUAUGAUAACACAAGCAGUUAUGACUCUAGCAUUGGAGCAGGCACCUUACCCUCACAAAAUAGCUGUUCAUUUAAUGGAGGAAUGACAUCCGCUAACUUGACAAAAAGUAGUUGUGCUAUAACACAACAAAUGUCUGUUAUGAACAAUAGCUGCAGCAUUAUUGGUUCUCCACCUCCCCAGCCACCUUGCAAUGUCAAGUCCCCACAAGUUUGUACAGUAGAGAGACCUCCAAGUGUUGGUCAACAACAGAAGCAGCUUGCCCCAUGUGGAAGGGCAAGCACAGGUUUUGCUUUGCCAGACAUACCUGAUACUGGAGGUGGUGGACUUGGAGGGCUGUAUGAGAGAAUAGGACAAGGAGACUUUGCACCUAGACAUUAUCCUCAGACCUCUGCUACCUUCAGCCUUGCCAAACUUCAGCAACUGACAAACACCUUAAUGGAUCACUCCCUGCCUUAUAGCCACGCACAGGCUGUAACAUCCUAUGCAAAUGGUGCCUCUCUUACUUCUCCACUAAGCAACAUGGUGCAGCUUAGACAGUCACCACAUUCUGUUACUCAACAAUCUCAAGCCACAAUGACUCCUCCUGCAAACCUCACACCACCACCACCGAUGAAUUUGCCAUCACCCCUCCUUCAGAGGACCAUGUCCACUGGACACAUGAGACUUUCUAACAGUCAAAGACAGCAGACACACAUGGGAGCCAAAACCCAUAUGUCCAUGCGGACCAAAGUAUCUUCAUUGCCUUCAGGAGCUCCUUCUGGGCCCCAUCAUUCACAGCUGUAUGGUCACGCACCUCCUCCACAGACUGUGGCCAUGCAGCCUGCCUCCCGGUCUCUCACCAUGCAGCGUGGAAUGAACAUGGGUGUUAAUCUGAUGCAAUCUCCUGCUUACAAUGUGAACCCAGUAAAUACACUAAAUGCAAUGGGUGGUUAUCGGAUGUCUCAGUCGAUGAUGAACAGUGGAUACCACACAAACCAUGCAUACGUGAACCAGAACCCUCAGUACCCAAUGCAAAUGAGCAUGAUGGGUAGUCAGCCUUAUGCGCAGCAGUCAAUGCAGACCAGCCCUCACAGCAACAUGAUGUACUCCAGCCCUGGGCAUCAUGGUUAUAUGAAUACACCAGUGCCCAAACAGUCACUAAAUGGAUCAUACAUGAGGCGGUGAGUUGCCCUUUCAGAUACCAGCAUCCGUACAUCCUCUCCCCCUACUCUCGAGCAGCUGCAAAAUGGAAUCUACACAAUGGAAUUGUAUGCAGGACACAGACUCUCUUAGUUUUUGGCUCACUUUUUCUGAUGAUGAAAUUCGACCUCGCGUUACUUAUGUUCUAGGAUAAUCUUUAUAUCAUCUUUAUUGCAGCACAAUUCUAUUAACACAAAGUAUAUUCGUAUUGUGCAUCACUGAAGGUGACCACAUUCAUUGGGAAUUUACGUUUUCUAUUUAGUAAUGCAUACUGUAUUAAAAGAUUACUAUUUCUAUAAUUUAUUUUACCUCUUUGCCCUUGAUUUUGACCAGGCCCCCAUUUUGAAUGCCAUUGACCAUGCUAAGCGGCCUUCUGAUUUCAUUCUGACUAGCAUUCUUCUUAAUAUUAAAUGUACCCCUAAGCAGUGAUAUUUUUAUUGGAGGGCUUCUGACUACAGAGAGACCCAACAAUCACCAAAAUGAGGAGCGGUAUUUCCUCUUCAAGAUUACACUGCACAUCGUCUCGCGACAGCGCAGGGUAAUUACAAGUGCUUGUUCUGUUUCAGGAGGCAUGCUGCGGGCAUUAGAUCAAAAGUAAUUAUUACCGGAAGCAUUCCAAGCAAAAGGAAUAUACUCUGUUAUGCCUAGUGCAGAGCCUGUGGGACUGUCCAUGACUGCAAUAAAAGAACAAGAAGAAGAAUCCCUGUGUUGUCCCCCUCUUCAGUGCGCUUUGCAUGACACAUAGAAACAUAGAAUGUGUCGGCAGAUAAGAACCAUUUGGCCCAUCUAGUCUGCCCAAUAUAUCUGAAUCCUAUGAAUAGUCCCUGGCCCUAUCUUAUAUGAAGGAUAGCCUUAUGCCUAUCCCAUGCACAGUAUAUAAAUUUUCCUUUUAUAAAGUACUAGAGCAUAAUCACCUUUUUAAGGCUAGUUUCACACUAGCGACAAGGAACUCUGGUGAGCUGUACCGGCGGGUGAACAGCCUGUCUCAUCCGUGCUGCCACUAGUGCACGCCUGCCCCGGACUAUUGCCCUGGCCCCAUUGACUAAAAUGGAGGUGGGCCGGAGUUCCGGCGGCAGCAUGGCAAACAUGUCGUAGUUUUAUUCCGGCUGCCUCUCUGCAUGUUUGCGAUGCUGCC